Messenger RNA from Lotus japonicus, 1357 nucleotides. RefSeq names its product B-box zinc finger protein 20. The coding region runs from base 506 to 1237 and encodes 243 amino acids. Gene Ontology annotation, biological process: regulation of DNA-templated transcription; photomorphogenesis. The transcript has 3 exons. Gene Ontology annotation, cellular component: nucleus. The record is from RefSeq and is a predicted model, not a curated record. Gene Ontology annotation, molecular function: zinc ion binding. NCBI's taxonomy places the organism in Eukaryota, Viridiplantae, Streptophyta, Magnoliopsida, Fabales, Fabaceae.
UUUAGCUCCUCUCUUUCCCUCCCUCCCUCACUCCCUCCUUUAUUAGGGCAUGAUUUGUGUUCACAAGAGUGAUUAUCUGAAGUGAGCUUCUGAAUCAAUAAAGGAAGCAAAUAAAGCAGGCCAUGCCUCAAAUUUCAGAAACACUCAGAAUGAGAGUGAAAGCUUGUGCCAUAGAAUAAUAGCCAAAGAGCCAACUUGCACAGUCCCUAUUUAAUCAAAGAAAGAGAAAUGCAAAAAAGAGAUAGCUAUGUGUAGUAUGGCAUUAGUAUUUUCUUUCAUCCAGAUUUCUCUCAAAGUCAGAAAACACUAAAUACCCCUGAGCCUAGUAGCUGAUCCUUCUGGACCCUAAUGCCAAAUCGCCCAUCAUUCUUUUGUCCCUUUUCCCAAGGCUUCAAAAUCCAACAUUCACAUCCAAGAAGAGUCACAUUAUAUUAACAGAAAAGUAAAGGAGAGAAGCCACAAGGAAAGCUCCAAGAAGAAGAGCUCUAAGGAAAAAGAAAGAGAUAUGAAGAUCCAGUGUGAUGUCUGUGACAAAGUGGAGGCCUCUGUGUUCUGUCCUGCAGAUGAAGCUGCACUUUGCCAUAGCUGUGAUCGCGCCAUCCAUCAUGCAAACAAGCUUGCAAGCAAACAUGAGAGAUUCACUCUGCAUCACCCCUCCUCCAUAGACUUGCCUCUUUGUGAUAUAUGCCAAGAGAGAAGGGCGUGUCUAUUUUGCCAAGAAGACAGAGCAAUUCUUUGCAGAGAAUGCGACCUUUCUAUCCACAGAGCCAAUCAACACACCCAGAAACAUAACAGGUUUCUUCUCACGGGCUUGAAGCUCUCCAACACAUGUUUGGACUCAGAUUCAUCGUCCACGGACAGAAUCACUGUCUCUUCUGAAGCCAGAAACUCUCGAUCCAGCAAAGCAAGCAGGCCUAGAUCAGGUUCAAAUGAAAAUGCCUGCUCUUCUUUGAGGUUUGAAGAUAACAUGGCUAGUGACACUGGUUCAGCUUCAACAAGCAGCAUUUCUGAAUACUUGAUUGAAACAAUCCCUGGUUACUGCUUCGAAGAUUUUCUUGAUGCAUCGUUUGCACCUAAUGGUUUCUGUAAGAACUAUGAUUAUCAUUCAGGCUUCCAAGCUCAAACUCAAGUUCAAUCCCCUCAACUUAGCCAUUCGAGUCUUCUUCUCCAAAAUGGCUACUGUACAGUUCCUGUACCUAGUCCUCCUUUCAUGAAAAAAUCUAGAAGCUCUAGAUAAUCACCUAAUUGUAAAAAACUGUUGGAAAGUAUCCUCUUUAUUUUGUUUUCUGCAUUUCUUUACAAAUUAAUUAGUGUUACUUUUUGGUUCUCUACUUCUCUGCUAUCAUUUAUUAUUUGU